Sorex fumeus (smoky shrew) is the source of this 2027-nucleotide messenger RNA. RefSeq names its product zinc finger protein 286A (gene ZNF286A). Gene Ontology annotation, biological process: regulation of transcription by RNA polymerase II. The transcript has 5 exons. Gene Ontology annotation, molecular function: RNA polymerase II cis-regulatory region sequence-specific DNA binding; DNA-binding transcription factor activity, RNA polymerase II-specific. Bases 16 to 1581 code for a protein of 521 amino acids. The record is from RefSeq and is a predicted model, not a curated record. NCBI's taxonomy places the organism in Eukaryota, Metazoa, Chordata, Mammalia, Eulipotyphla, Soricidae.
CAGGAGGAGGUGAGCAUGGAGACGGGUUUGGCCGAGAUACCAGAGCUGAGAGUGGUCUCUCCCAAGAUUUCUCCCUUUUCCCAAGAGAAAAGUACAGAAGAGGGAGAGAUGGCUGCCCUCUGCCUGACAGCCAGACCCCAGACAUCAGUGACUUUUAAGGACGUAGCCAUGGACUUUACUCCAGAAGAAUGGGGAAAGCUGGAUCCUGUACAAAGGGAUGUGAUGCUGGAGAACUAUAGAAACCUGGUCUCGUUUUGGCUUCCAGUUUCUAAACCUGAGAAGUACAAUUUGGAGGAUAAAAAAGAAAUAUUGACACUGGAGAGAAAAGUCCCACAAAACAGCUAUUCAGACCUGGAGACUAGAACUGAGAGAAAAGAGUCAACUUCGGUGCAAGGUUUUUCCAAAGAAGAAUCGUGCCAUGUUGCAGUCAUAGACAGAUUGAGAAGGAAUAGUUUCUGUGACUCCAAUUUAGAAGAAACUCCUCACUGUGAAAAUUGGUUAGAAAAUUGGCAGGAAAAUAAAGAGAGACAUUUAAGCAAAGUUUUCACCCACAUACAGUCACUACCUGAAGAAAGAGCUCCUGAGCAUGAUGUAUGUUGGAAAGGUUUUGGUCAGAAACCCAUCUAUCUCACUCAAGAUAGAGUUCCCAAAGGAUCAUAUGCCUUUCACUCACUUGGGAAAAGAUUGAAACAGAAGUCAAACUUAGUGAAAAAACAGAGAGCCUGUAAAGAGAAAAAACCUCAUAAAUGUAAUGACUGUGGUGAACUUUUUACUUACCGUUCAGUGCUUGUUCGACACCAGAGAGUUCACACUGGAGAGAAACCCUAUAGCUGUGAUGAUUGUGGGAAAUCUUUUAGCCACAGAGCUAAUUUAACUAAACAUCAGAGAACUCAUACCAGAAUUCUUUUUGAAUGCCAUGAAUGCAAGAAAGCCUUCACAGAAAGUGCAGCCCUUGCAAUCCAUCAGAGAAUCCACAUUGGGGAGAGACCUUAUGAAUGCAAUGAAUGUGGAAAAGGUUUUAAUCGAAGUACACAUCUCAUGCAGCAUCAGUUGAUUCAUACUGGGGUAAAGCCUUAUGAAUGUAAUGAAUGUGAGAAAGCUUUCAUUCACUCAUCAGCACUCAUCAAACAUCAAAGAACUCAUACUGGAGAAAAACCUUAUAAAUGUCAGGAAUGUGGGAAAUCCUUUAGCCAUUGCUCAUCCCUUACAAAACAUCAGAGAGUUCAUACUGGAGAAAAGCCAUAUGAAUGUAGUGAAUGUGGGAAAACCUUUAGCCAGAGUACACAUCUUGUUCAGCAUCAGAGAAUUCAUACUGGAGAGAAGCCCUAUGAGUGUACUGAUUGUGGUAAAACCUUCAGUCGAAGCUCAAAUUUUGCUAAACAUCAAAGAAUCCAUAUUGGAAAGAAACCGUACAAAUGUUGUGAAUGUGGGAAAGCCUUCAUUCAUUCAUCAGCUCUUAUUCAACACCAGAGAACUCAUACUGGAGAGAAACCCUAUAAAUGUAAUGAAUGUGGCAAAAGCUUUAAAUGUAGUUCAUCCCUCAUCAGACAUCAAAAAAUUCACAGUGAAGAGCAUACCUGAAAAAUUCCUGAAUAUGAAGACAUAUGUAAGUUGUUUCUUUCACUGUUUUAUGUACUGGAAUGUUUAAAAGACCCAUAAAGUGCUUCUUGAUGCCUAAUUCUUUUAUGCAUCUGUUACUUUUUAAAUACAGUUUUGAGCCAUGAAUAAUUGGUUUAUUAAUUAUGAAUACAUUUAACUUCCUAAUACAUGCCUCAGUUUUUAUCCUCUGCUCUCCUAUGUACCUUUUGGUGGAUAGUCAUGAAAUCCUUAGGAAUAUAGUUAAUAAUUACUAUUAGAUCCAAGUUUCCCUAUUUUUCACAUAAAACCCUAUUUGUUGCUUCUUACUUUGUAAGGAAGUUCUUUUCUGGUAUGUUGGGUGAAGAAUUUCUAUCCUUGUAAGAAAGACAUAAUUUGAGUCUUUAUACUUUGGUGUUAUUCUGAACUAGAAAAUGGGUCCAAAUGUUAAC